Molecule: messenger RNA, 1917 nt
Organism: Lithohypha guttulata
Lineage: Eukaryota; Fungi; Ascomycota; Eurotiomycetes; Chaetothyriales; Trichomeriaceae
Exons: 2
Coding region: 1-1917 (638 amino acids)
Source: RefSeq, a predicted model, not a curated record
AUGUCAACACCGAUAGGGACGCCAGUCACGCCAGUACCUCGAAUAGCACUGCCUAACCCUCACUUUCGCAAGCCGAGCUUGUCGUCGACUGUUGCGCAGCAGGACACAUUGAGGAACAGUACUAUCGACAAUGUACCAGUACCUGCCAUACCAAAAGAGCAUAGGAGGACGGAUUCAGGAUAUGAGAUAGGACAGGCAGUCACAUCCUACUCGCCCAUCAAUGCAACAGGCUAUGGCUCACCACCCUCCUCAGCUGCUCACAAGUACGCUCCACCACCACCCUCCAGGCCAUACGUCGCUUCGCCACAGCUCAAGUCGAACGACUCUGGCUACCAAAGUGGUGGCGCCGAGUCAGCUAAAUCACCUGUCGUACCCAUCAGAUCCAUGUUUCCAGUGUACAACCCUUCUAUGCCACUCCAACAGCAGCAUUACUACCCUCAACGCCCAAUCGCACUAAGAACAAAGUCGUCUCAGACACGUAUGAACAGACUAGAUUAUGCAUCGCCAGUUUCAGCUUGGACACCAAUAGAUCGAGCUCUCGGCCCUCCUUCUGCCCCGGCAAGUGUUGCCAACUUUCCUCUUGACGCUUUGACAGCUCGCACAUCGACCCUAAAAGAGUUGCACGAAUUGUGGGAAGCCACGCAUGGUAUGGAACCAAAUCCAAGGAUAAAAUCUUAUGACCUAGAGUUGACGAGGACUGAAGAAGCCAAUUUCUCAUUUGGCUCAGAUCCACUACUGCCAUUCUAUUCCCUAAUCACCUACGACACGAAUGAAAUUGCUUUGAGCAAGACAUCUCCACGAAAACAGACAGUCAAAUGUGAAAUCUCAAUCAACAGCAUAGAACCAGCUUCCCGAAGGUCACCACCGAACGAUGGACUCAUCACUUUCAUCUUUCCAAGAAUGGCUGCUAUGCUCGCCAUCAAUCAAAGCACAGCACUAGCAAAAGAGCAUGGCUUAGCACCAACACAUCGUGAUGAAGUACAAGCAGCUGCUGUCAAGCGAGCGGCAGACCAGGAAGCUUGCAAGCUAAGAUGGAACGCUCGUGCUCAGCAUUACGAGCUCGAACAUCCAGCAGUCGGAAGAAAACAACGAGAACCUGCCUUCGCCAAAUCUCCAGAAUCAGCACGUUCACCACCAAUGACCGGAGCUAGACCCAUCCUUGAGAUACACGUUUCUAAAUCGACUGGUCGAUCGUUACCCGUUAUCACUGUGGCUAAUCCCAAAGCCUCAGACCUCGAGUCGACAAGUGAACCUACUAUACCCGGCAUACGUAUGUCUACCAUCCCACAAUCGGAACACAAUAACGAUCUAGUCAGUCUUGACUUUAACACAAGGAUGAUGCACAUUAACGCUCAUCAAAUUCUCGAACACGUUCCGUCUCUGUUCGCAAUAGACGCUAUCGUCUCAGCUCUACUGACAGUGGCCAUCGCCGACGAGGUGACCAACCCGAUCAUGGCGGCUAUGGAAGUCUGGCAGUCCAAACCUCAACGAGCAAUAUCACAAUAUGGUGGUAGUGUAGCAGGAAAAUCUACAGCCGGCUCCGUAUUUUAUGCCACCCUUGCAGAGCGCGAGGACGCUGAAGCCGAAGCCCGAGAACUUGCAACCAUUCACGAACGGGAUAUCAAGAACAAGGGGCGACGCAAAGGCAAAGAGCACAAGAAGUGGUUCGGUAAAACCGCGAGAGAGCCAAGAUCCAAAACCAAGAAAGUUGUCGUAAAAGAGUUUGAUCUCGAAAAGCUCGGACAAUACCAAACUGGUGAGCGAAAGGGCCAGCAAUUACCUAGUGGCGUAAGACUUAUCCUCAGCGUUAUGGUUGGUGGACUCAGGUUUGUGGUCUGGACAUUAAGUAGUGUUGUGCAUUUCCUGAGUUGGCUGCUGGUCUCGAUGACGAGGUGUUUUACGAGCGAGAAAUUCUGA